UCGGUCGGAUUAUUUGCCACCUGCCUGGUUGAUCUUAUAAGGCCUGAGAUCGGGUUCUCAGCGGCUUCGCUAAUCGCAGAUGCAGGCUUCGAGGUGCAGGUUCCAAAAUCUCAGACUUGCUGCGGGCAACCGCAGUUCAACAAUGGUGACCUGGCCGGCACUAGAAAACUCGCCCGCCAUUUUCUGAAUACAUUCGAAAGCUUUGACUAUGUUGUUGUGCCUUCCGGUUCCUGUGCGGCGACCGUAAAAAUCCAUUAUCCCGAAGUACUUGCAGGCGAUUUGACACACGUAUCUCGGGCUGCUGAGAUGACAGCGAAAACCUAUGAGCUGACCGAGUUUCUGACAGAAGUUGCAGAUUAUCAGAUAGUCGCUGAAUAUUCCGCUACCUGCACCUAUCAUGACUCUUGUUCGGGAUAUCGAGAAUUAGGUAUCCGUACGCAACCUCGUAUGUUGCUCGAUCAAGUAGAAGGCUUGAAGAUGACGGAGUGCAACGAAUCGUCAGCGUGCUGUGGGUUCGGCGGCACGUUCUGUGUAAAAUAUCCGCAAAUUUCCGCUCGAAUCGCAGCGGAAAAAGCUGAGAAUGUCGAGCGUAGUGGAGCCGAUACACUGCUUGGAGGCGAUUUAGGCUGCCUGAUGAAUAUUGCUGGAACUUUGCGUCGCCGCGGAAGCCAAAUUCAAGUCCGGCACGUCGCUGAAGUGUUGGCGGGGCUUGGAAAUGCACCUGCUAUCGGACAGCCUCAAAAGUAA
Molecule: messenger RNA, 747 nt
Organism: Geodia barretti
Lineage: Eukaryota; Metazoa; Porifera; Demospongiae; Tetractinellida; Geodiidae
Source: the annotation of a GenBank genome assembly